GCGCCGUGCCCGCCAGUGCCGCCGCCGUCGCCGACUGUGUUGCGUGUGUGCUGCUGCUGUUGACCCCGCGCUUGGCGUCCACUGUAAACAUUGCACUGCAUACAACAAACUGUUACGUUACACUCUCCUACUUCUUAGGAACCGGUUACUCCCGAUAUUUCUGAGUGACACGUACCGAUUGUGAUUUUUGUGUUACCUAGAAUAGUUUGGUGAAAAUCUAGUUAACUUAAUGAUAAUUGGAAGUGCUUGUGGAAUCAUUUUAUCAGUAGUGCAGUAAUCUGUGAGUGGAUAUACAGAAUUUUCUCUAUAAUUGGAUUGCUUUACGGCAGCGAAUAAUCUAAAUUGGCAGAAGAUGGCGUGUGUGGAGAGGAUUAGGCACUAAUCCAAAAUGGCCGUCGCCCGCGCGGUCUUGCUCCUGUUAGCGUCGACGGCGCACGCCUGGAUGCCGGAUGCUAAUGCACGGAUACACGUUAAAUACGGCGAGGAGACUUCAGAGCAGUUCGUGGGCAACUCGACAGCGCCUGAUCAUUUUCGUAUAUUAGACAAGGAUGAUUUCUCGAUCAUCGUCGGUGGCAGAAACGCCGUUUAUAAUCUAAGCCUGUACGAUUUGUCUGAAAACGUUGAUCAGCGUCUAGAAUGGCAGUCAACAGACGCGCACAGAGAACUAUGUCAGUUAAAAGGCAAAUCAUCGGACGAGUGCCAGAACUACCCGCGCGUGGUGGCGCGAUCACACGGCCGCUUGCUGGUGUGCGGCACCAACGCCUUCAAGCCGCUCUGCAGGCGAUACGACACCUCGCGACAGAACCACCGCCUCGAAGAGUUCGACGGCUCAGGAAGAUGCCCAUACGACCCGGAGCAUAAUUCCACUUCUAUAUUCACUGACGGUCAAUUGUACACUGCGACGGCAGCUGAUUUCUCCGGCACGGAUCCCCUGAUCUACCGCGAACCCGUGAAGACAGAACGCUCAGAUCUCAGAAUGCUCAACGAUCCGUCAUUCGUCGGAGCAAUCGCUUCCACCAGCCAUGCCUACUUUUUCUAUCGAGAAACCGCCGUGGAAUACAUGAACUGUGGAAAGGCGGUGUACUCGCGAGUCGCCCGGGUCUGCCUCAACGACAAGGGCGGACCACACACUUUUAGCGAGCGAUGGACUUCCUUCCUUAAGACGAGACUCAAUUGCUCCGUGCCUGGGGAAUAUCCAUUCUAUUUUGAUGAAAUACAGGCAACGACUGAAUUGAUCAACGGAAUAUACGGUAGUGGGAACACAAGGAACGAUAUAAUAUACGCCGUAUUCACGACGCCGCAAAACGCGAUAGGAGGCUCCGCGGUCUGCGCUUUCGCUAUGAGAGAUAUAUUAGACGCAUUCGACGGACCUUUUAAAGGACAAGAGAGCAUGAAUUCAAAUUGGUUGCCGUUAGAGAAAGAAAAAGUACCACAUCCUAGACCUGGCUCCUGCGUAGAGGAUAGUAGAACUCUAUCCGAUUCCGGUGUAAACUUCAUAAAGUCGCAUCCGUUGAUGGAGAAAGCCGUACCUUCGUUUUUAGCACGGCCGAUACUGAUCCGAGUUAGUUUACAGUAUCGGUUUUCAGCGAUCGCCAUCCAUCCUCAGGUGCAAGCUAUGAAUGGAAACAAAUAUGACGUGAUGUACAUCGGUACUGAUGAUGGGAGGGUUAUUAAAGCUGUGAAUGUGGCUGCGAAUGAUGGCUCUUUCGAUGCCAGCGUGGAUGAAUCCAGUAGGAACCCAGUAAGGACAGCGGUUAUAUCGGAGGUGCAAGUUCUGCCGACCGGGGUUCCAGUGAAGCAGAUGCAUGUCGCGCUAACUACGGAGAAACUGAUUGUUGCUUCGGGCGAUAUUAUCAAAGGAGUUUCUUUGUCUCAUUGCACCAACGUACUAUCGUGCAGGGAAUGCGUGUCGCUGCAAGACCCGCACUGCGCGUGGGACUCCAAGCAGCAGCAGUGCUCGUGGGUCGGCAACCGACAGUUCCCGAACCCGGAGCGCUUCCUGCAGAGCGUGGAGCGCGGCGCCGCCGACGUCUGCAACAAGCUGCCCGCGCUGCUGCCCGAGCGCCGCCACAACCUGCACACCUUGCACACCCAGCCCGCGGACGGCGCGCAGCGCGACCUGCAUAACGAGAUACUCAUAGAGGUCGUCGAAACUAAUGUCGUCUCCGAGGACAAGGCGACAGACAAUCAUAAACAUGAGACAGAUCUGCUGACUGUGGAGGCGGCUGACGGCAACAUCUACAGCGCGCAAGCACUGCUGACGGCCGUAGUGGCCUCCUGCCUCGUCACCCUCAUGCUGGGCUUCGUCAUCGGAUACCUCUUCUCCAGGAGGUUUCGUCAUCCCUUCUUCGCGGACACCUCGCCGUUCAAUGAACAGCACAACCACUUGAACAGGCUAAGUCCUCUGGAGACUCCGUUAAAUGUGAACUCCGGGUACAUGCCGCCCCGGUCCAAGAACGUCAAUAUGGUGGCCAAUGUAGGGCCACUCGUCAAACAAGACAACCUGCAUUUAGAGCUGGGCAAAGACCGCUCCCUGGACAUGAGAAACUCCACGGAAUCCCUCGACAAGGACCUCAAGUGCGGCACGCUACAGAAAGUUAAAAAGACAUACAUUUGAAACCAACAAACGGUGUAUGGUUCCAUUAGGAAGUGAUAGUGACAAGUGGAGGUGUUGCGAACCGCUCGGACUUAGUGUGACGAUUUUUUAACUGUAAAUAUAUCGCUCUCGAGUCAAAUGAAGCCGAGAUUUGACCUUCAUUUGGAGACCUUGGUAAAAACGUUAUCGAAUAUUCCGCGUGUGUACGAAAAACUGAUAGUGAAUCAAGAAAACCAAAUAAAUUGGUGUGUGAACAUUUGUAUAGUUGUCUAUACCUGUCCACCCUGGGACGGUGGUGUGAGGACUUUGUGACGACACUGUUUGAGCAGUGUAGGAUUGCAUUUAGAUAUUAGAUAUUAACUAUAGGAACAAUUUCCUUCAGUAUUUUAAUCCAAUAUUUACAUCUCAUAAAACUAUUUAUUUAAUUGCGAUAAAUAUUAUAAUAUUGCAAUUAAAUAAAUAGUUUUAUGAUAUGUAAUGAGAAUAUUGUGUGAAUAUUUAAUACUGUUUAAAUUUACAAGAUAUUAUAACUGAAAGUGUUAAAAAUAACACAAAACUACUAAAAUCAGGAUCAAAAUGGUUGGUCAUUAAAAGGUUUGUUGAAUUGUUAAAUAAAAUUGAAUCUGUCCUUUGCUAAACAAACCCUGAUUAGCAGUAUUAAAUAUUCACUUUUUACAUUCCAUGUUAAAACUAAAUUUUUAGAAAUAGUCAAAAUACUGUUCUUUGUAAAUAUAAUAAAAAAUUUGUAUAUAAGAUGGUAGGAGAUUGAGGUGGACAUAGUCCCAUUGGACACUAAGUGAACUUGUUUGCGUUGGCAAUGUUUUGUGUAUAGUUAAAGCAUAUAUAAAAUAUUGCAAAGCAGUACUAGCUCAAACAGCUGUGGCCUGUAAUGUUUUAACAAUUAUUUUAAAUUUGUUUUAAAGGAUUUAUGAUUAAAUAAAUUGCUGUGCUAAGUGCAUAGUGCCUUGUAGGUUGCCAAUUUAGUGCCUAAUGUAUUUAGGAUACAACAAGAGUUAUAAUAGAUGUUUAGUAACCUGUUGUAUUAUAAUUUUUUUAACAGAAUUGACUAUAUGAUGUUGGUUGAAUCCGCUUUGUAUAACAUACCCACAAAUUGUAAGACUGUCUACAUAUUUUAUUUCCAUAUAUAAUUACCGCUCUUUCCCGCCACAUAUUUACAGUAUAUUUUUUUCUUUUUAUCUAACAAACAUUUCGUCGAUCUACUAUGAGUAAUUCGAUGUCUGGUAUUUAUUCUUAAAAAAAAUUAUUGAAUAACCCUGAAUGGGAUUAUCACUAGGCUGAAAAAAAACCACCAGAGAUUAUAAAAAAAAUUAAAAAGUGUUCCCACCGUGAAACAAAUCAAAGUUUAUUUAGUUAAGCCGAAAUUGCUUGUAUCUUUCCUGUAUUUCUCACGAAAUUAUUUUACUAGUUUAAUUGUGUUUUGAUAUGCUUUCCUUGAAUGUUGUAAAAAUAAUUGUUUAUAUAUUUUAUAAUAAUAAAUAUUGAGAAUGUGUAUAAAAAAUCUAUUACAUGAAACAUUCAAUUUUCAUUCAAAAGAAUUGUACUUCAAGAUUAUGUAUUAUUUAUAUACUUUAUAUUAAAUAAACCAAU
Messenger RNA from Papilio polytes (common Mormon), 4204 nucleotides. RefSeq names its product semaphorin-1A. NCBI's taxonomy places the organism in Eukaryota, Metazoa, Arthropoda, Insecta, Lepidoptera, Papilionidae. Gene Ontology annotation, molecular function: semaphorin receptor binding; chemorepellent activity. Gene Ontology annotation, biological process: neural crest cell migration; positive regulation of cell migration; negative chemotaxis. The transcript has 11 exons. The coding region runs from base 389 to 2617 and encodes 742 amino acids. The record is from RefSeq and is a predicted model, not a curated record.